AUGGAGAUGAAGUGUGUCCUUGUUGUCGCCGCAGCAUUGCUACUGAGCUACCGUAAGUUGGAGUGAUAGUUGUACGCAUAUUUGGCAUAGAAUAUUAUACUCUCCGUCUGUCGGGAAAAUAAUGAGCACUCUGUCGUAGCGAAAAUUGCAUUGCCGCCGAGAUAAUGAAUCGUGUCGCGGCAAAAUCAUAGAUGAGACCAAUUAUCAUUUAGAGUUGGUUACCGCAAGAGUCGAAAGGAAAGACAUCAAACCGUUCGUCGCAUUUCGUUUAGGGAAACUUCAUUUCUCUGACUGUCUGCAGUCUCCCAAAACCUGUGAUCUUAUUAUCGUCUGUCGGGAAAAUAAUAAGGACAACGUCAGCGACACUGUGCUCAUUAUUUUUUCGGCACACUGAUAAUAUAGAAGCCUGAAAAAAUAUUUUCUUCUUGCUUUUAUGAUGACACAACCCUUCAACGAAGGUCUAUACGUAUCUUGACUGCAAAGGCAAUGACUCUAAUUUUUUGUGUGGGUUGUGAGUUUUGUUUAGUAUACACGCAAAAUUUGAACCCAAGAGAAACGUCACAAAAUGUUUUUUUUUGUAAAAAAUUACACUAUUUUUCAUUUUAAUUUUUUUUUUUGUCUAAACCUCAUUUAUUUAUUUUUUUCAUUUCCGUUAACUUUUCGCUGCAAAUUCCUUGUAAAACACGCUAAUAUAAUGUCUCAAGGUCCGAGCUUCCGAGCGUUUACUACUUUCGAAUUAAUUAAAAUUUAACUACUAUUCCUUUAGUUUAAUCCCACUAACUUCGUAGUAAGCCGAAAGCUUUGCAAAAGACUUGUUCCUAAAAAUUUAUACAGUAAAUUGCAUUUCCAGAAACAUCCGCAUUCCCAAUUGAAGCGUCGCCAAUCCGCCUCGAGGCGCUCUUGAGUUCCGAACCCAAUCUGGACGCCCAACUUCAACGGCUCGACAUGCUGGCCGGCGGAAUUAUGCGUCUGCGGCGGGAGGUUCCCGACACUCGCUGCAAAGAUGGGAAGUGCUUGGUGCCGCGGACCAUCCGACAACUUAUUCCGUUCGUUUAA
Molecule: messenger RNA, 1056 nt
Organism: Bursaphelenchus xylophilus (pine wood nematode)
Lineage: Eukaryota; Metazoa; Nematoda; Chromadorea; Rhabditida; Aphelenchoididae
Source: the annotation of a GenBank genome assembly